Molecule: messenger RNA, 4705 nt
Organism: Myxocyprinus asiaticus (Chinese sucker)
Lineage: Eukaryota; Metazoa; Chordata; Actinopteri; Cypriniformes; Catostomidae
Gene: ppfia1
Product: PTPRF interacting protein alpha 1
Exons: 32
Coding region: 769-4482 (1237 amino acids)
Biological process (GO): synapse organization
Cellular component (GO): presynaptic active zone
Molecular function (GO): protein binding
Source: RefSeq, a predicted model, not a curated record
ACCUCUCGCGAGCGCAGGAAACUGGAGCAACUCUCGCUUCAUAUUCUGUUUUAACUGUUUUUUUUCUGUUUUAAUGUUUGUUUGUUUGUUUGUUUUUAACUCAGAUUACCUGACGAAGGACUCAUUUUGCGGAAAGUGUCGUUUAAUGCAUGGUUGGUGUCGUUGAAGUCCGUGAUUUGUACUUUUAUCCCGGUAUUUUCCCCAGUGGAUCGGAUGGUGACGCGUCAGAAUAACUCGCAUUAUUAAACGCUCUUUCAUUCAGCUUUUAUUAUUUUUUACACUUUAUUAAACAUCAGUCUUAGUUUCCGAUUUGUAACGCUAAAGUAUUUUUUAUUUCUGCGUUUGUAUGAGGUUUAUUUUUAUUACUCCCCACUUUAGCUGCUGAUGCUAACUAGCGCAGGCCGCUGCUGGAGUUUAUUUAUAUAUUGACAUUUUUAUAUUUAUAUUCUCUAUGUGUAUAUUUGAGUAUAUGCCUGUAUAUGAGAGGCUUAUGGAAGUGCUUUAUUGAUCAUUGAUGUAGUCUCCAUCAGUCAGGUUCGUGUCUACAGUAAUGAGUGAUGUUUCUCUCUCAUUAUAAAGGCCUCGUUUAUUGAUUUGUGGCUCAAUCUUUGUCAAACCGCUUUAAAGUGACUAACUUGAACUCGUCGUUAAGUUUGAUGGCUUGACGAACAGUUUACGACGUAGUUGAUCUAUUAAAUGUGCUGGCUGUGAUUAGACUGGAUUCAAAAGAGAAGAAGAGGAGAAACAUACCCUGCUGAGAGAGUCAAGAUGAUGUGCGAGGUGAUGCCCACCAUCAGCGAGGCGGAGGUCAGCAGUAAUGGAGUGCUGGGCUCCGGCUCUCCUGUGCAGACAGACUCUGAGGGACACUUUGAGUCUCUGAUGGUCUCCAUGCUGGAGGAAAGAGACAGACUGCUUGACACGCUGAGAGAGACGCAGGAGAAUCUGUGUUUGACGCAGAGUAAACUGCACGAGGUCAGCCAUGAGAGAGACUCACUGCAGAGACAGCUCAACAGCGCACUACCACAGGAAUUUGCCGCCCUCACAAAGGAAGUGAGCAUGUGUAGAGAGCAGCUGCUAGAGAGAGAGGAGGAGAUUGCUGAGCUGAAAGCUGAGAGGAACAACACACGCUUGUUGUUGGAGCAUUUGGAGUGUCUGGUGUCUCGUCACGAGCGAUCUCUGAGAAUGACAGUGGUGAAGCGGCAGGCUCAGUCUCCCGCAGGUGUCUCCAGUGAGGUGGAAGUUCUUAAAGCUCUCAAAUCUCUUUUCGAGCAUCAUAAAGCCCUGGAUGAGAAGGUGAGAGAGCGGUUGCGUGUAGCUCUGGAGAGAUGCAGUGCUCUGGAAGAACAGCUCACAGUCGCACAUAAAGAGCUGGCAUUUUUUAAGGAUCAGAGCAUUCAGAAGAAAAUGAAAACUGAUGGGUCAACUGAAGUGAACCACAGUGCAGACUGCACUAAUGGCAAGCAGCGGUUGUCAGAUGUUUCUCUGGCUGUAGAUGAGGAGUUUGUAAAGGACAGUGAUCUACAGGAGCUGGUGGACAGACAGAGUAAAGAGCUAUUGUUGAUGAAGGAGCGUGUGGCAUCUCUCACUGGACGCAUCUCUGAGCUGGAGGUUGAUCUGGACACGGCACGCAAAGACCUCAUCAAAUCAGAGGACGCCAACACACGCCUGCAGAGAGACAUACGAGAGUCUGUUGCUCAGAAGGAGGACAUGGAGGAGCGCAUCACCACACUGGAGAAGCGUUAUCUGGCUGCUCAGAGAGAAGCCACAUCAGUGCACGACUUGAACGACAAACUGGAGAAUGAGAUCGCCAACAAAGACUCCCUGUUCUGUCAGAUGGAGGAGAAGAGCAGACAGCUUCAGGAGCGGUUGGAGCUUGCCGAACAGAAGCUGCAGCAGACUAUGAGGAAGGCCGAGACUCUACCUGAGGUGGAGGCGGAGCUUGCACAGAGAGUUGUGGCCCUCACCAAGGCAGAGGAACGUCAUGGUAACGUCGAGGAGCGUCUGAGACAGAUGGAAUCUCAGUUGGAGGAGAAGAACCAGGAGCUGCUUAGGGCCCGUCAGCGAGAGAAGAUGAAUGAAGAGCACAACAAACGUCUAUCAGAGACUGUAGACAAACUGCUGUCUGAGUCCAACGAGAGACUGCAACUGCACCUGAAAGAGCGCAUGACUGCUCUGGAGGAUAAGAACGCUCUGAUUCGUGAUCUGGAACACACAAAGAAACUGAUUGAAGAAGCUCAUCACGAGAAGGAGCAGCUGCUCAUUGAGAUCGAGACCAUAAGGUCAGACAGCGAGAGGGGGCGCAGUAGGAGCAACUCCAUGCUGCAUCAUGGGCGUUCUCAUGUGAGUGGCACGCCAGAUUUCAGGUACCCGGUGUCUGUGUCGACAGUUAUGGACAGCCACCACAGCGGUGCGCUGGUGCUCAGACGACCACAGAAAGGUCGAGUGUCUGCGCUCAGAGAUGAGCCCUCCAAGGUUCAAACUUUGGAUGAGCAGGACUGGGAUCGACUUCAGCAGGCGAAUGUUCUUGCUAAUGUGGCUCAUGCGUUUGAGAGUGAUCUGGACAUGUCUGACAUGGAGGACGACAGAGAGACAGUCUUCAGCUCGAUGGACCUGCUGUCUCCCGCAGGACAGACUGAUGCUCAGACGCUCGCGCUGAUGCUACAGGAACAACUUGAUGCCAUUAACAAUGAGAUACGAAUGAUUCAGGAGGAGAAGGAGAGCACAGCACUCAGAGCUGAGGAGAUUGAGUCUCAUGUGGGCAGUGGAGAUGAUCUGGUUGGACGUUUUUGCUCAAUGGCGUCUCUCCCACCAUCAUAUAUCGGCUCCUCUCACGUAGACUCCUCUCCUCCCGGAUCAGGUCACUCAACACCUCGCCGGCCUUCCCGAAGCCCCAGCCGAGAGAUCAACCGCAUGGGGGUCAUGACCCUGCCUAGUGACUUACGGAAGCAUCGUAGGAAGUGUGCACAAGAUGAUAAAGCCAUGAUCAGAUGUGAGACGUCUCCCCCCUCCACCCCCUCCUCGAUGAGACUUCAUAAAGGAGCGCUGCACACUGCCAGUCACGAGGACAUACGAGACAUCAGGGGUGCUGGUGUUCAGGAUGGUAUGGGCAGUAACCCCAGCAGCAGUAACAGCAGUCAGGAUUCACUCAAUAAAGGUGUGAAGAAGAAAAGCAUCAAGUCCUCCAUCGGCCGACUGUUUGCUAAGAAAGAGAAGAGCAGAGCCAAUCCAGUGGGGAAAGAAUCUGCCAGCACAGUUGGUACACCUGAUGGAGGAAGUGCUCAGGACUCCAUGACACUCGCUAAACUCGGUGGCCCUGCUGACAAGAGCAGAAAACUGCAGAAAAACCCAAAAUCAGGACAUGAAUUGCUUGAGGAGGCCUGUCGGCAGGGUUUGCCCUUCGCUCAGUGGGAUGGACCCACUGUAGUGGUUUGGCUUGAGCUAUGGGUGGGUAUGCCCGCAUGGUAUGUUGCAGCCUGCCGUGCUAAUGUGAAGAGUGGUGCCAUCAUGUCGGCCCUGUCAGACACAGAAAUCCAGCGUGAGAUUGGCAUCAGUAACCCUCUUCAUCGCCUCAAGCUGCGUCUAGCUAUUCAGGAGAUAAUGUCACUUACCAGCCCUUCAGCGCCACCUACCUCGAGAACGUCUUCUGGAAAUAUCUGGGUCACUCAUGAGGAGAUGGAGAGUUUGGCCAGCACACCACUCACGGAGGAUGAGGAGAGCAACUGGGCUCAGACUCUAGCAUAUGGUGACAUGAAUCAUGAGUGGAUUGGUAAUGAAUGGCUGCCCAGUCUCGGGUUACCUCAGUACCGCAGUUACUUCAUGGAGUCGCUGGUAGACGCUCGUAUGCUGGAUCAUCUGACCAAGAAAGACCUGCGCAGUCAGCUCAAAAUGGUGGACAGUUUCCAUAGGAACAGUUUUCAAUGUGGAGUCAUGUGUUUAAGACGACUGAACUACGAUAGGAAAGACCUCGAGUGCAGACGAGAGGAGUCGCAGCUUGAAGUCAAAGAUGUGCUGGUGUGGACUAAUGAGCGUGUAGUAUGCUGGGUUCAGUCCAUUGGGCUGAAAGAGUAUGCUGGAAACCUUCAUGAGAGUGGUGUCCAUGGAGCCCUCAUCGCCUUGGAUGAAUCCUUUGACCACAAUGCCUUGGCUCUCUUACUGCAGAUUCCUACACAGUGCGCACAGGCCAGAGCAUUACUGGAGCGAGAGUACAAUAACCUACUAGCUGCAGGAACAGAGAGGAGACUAGAGGAGGACGAUGACAAGAACUUCCGGCGUGCUCCGUCCUGGAGGAAGAAGUUCCGGCCCAAAGACGUGCGCGGACUGAGUGUGGGCUCUGCUGACACGCUUCCUGCGAGUUUUAGGGUGACCAGCAGUGGCCCAUCGUCUGCUGCCCUGAUGGCUAAGAAACCACAGCUGGAUGGUCCAGGGAGUGUGAGUGGUGUUCAGAGGUUGGAUUCCACUACAGUCAGAACCUACUCCUGUUGAUGUCACUCGGGUGAAGCUUCAGAGGACGAGCCCCCAUCAAGCUGGAACUUCAAUGGAUGACGAUUCGUUCACUGAAGAUCCGAAGCCCAUCAACACAAAAGACCAGAGUAUAUAUUUUACAUCUGAAUGCUUCUAUUUAUGACCUGAGGGACAUUUCAUUCCUUUAGCAGUGUCUUGUAUCGACUUUUGCUUGUUUUAUUUGUCACCUUUAAAUUCUCACGUC